Lecanosticta acicola is the source of this 2020-nucleotide messenger RNA. The record is from the annotation of a GenBank genome assembly. NCBI's taxonomy places the organism in Eukaryota, Fungi, Ascomycota, Dothideomycetes, Mycosphaerellales, Mycosphaerellaceae.
AUGGCUAUCUUCUCAAGGAAGAGCAGCGCCGCAAAGGCUGCGAGCAAGCAAGAGAAGACUGAGCCUACCGACACGCGUCCGAAGACAGAAACCAAAGCAAUCGCAUCUCACGCUCGUUCGGCUUCCGUAGGACCUAGGAACGGCGGCACUCAGAACGCAAAGCAGAUCAGUCAAUACCGAACGAACCGCAGCGAGAUCUUCACGGAACCAAGCAUCCUUCCUGUCCCCGAGCCGCAUUACAUGUCCCACCAAGGCCUCACGCCACCAACAGGCUACCAACGUGAACACAGCUACGCGACACCCCACUACGCUGACUCCGGUUACGACUCGGGCUCUGCGAUCAAUUCUCGUGCCCCCAGCGAGAAGUACUUCCCCGAAGAUUACAGGUACUACAACCAUCAGACAAGCGCUCCCUACAUACCAGAGCUUGGGCUCGGCGAAGGCAUACUAGCCAACGAUGGGAAUGUCUCGCCGGUUGAUGCUGACGAAGAGGCGAAGUCUGUCACGUCUUCUGCAUCCGCACACAAGAAGACCAGGGGUCCACCAGAGCCAAUGCCUUCACUUGGGUUGUUGAGAAGUCACCAGCGUGUAUCUCAGAGUCGCAGCGCGAGGAGAUACAGCCUGCCACCGCUCUCGAUGCUUGAUGGACUGAAGGUCAACAAGAGGGGCAGGAUCCUCGACGAGGAAGGAGAGCCCAUCGGAGAGCUGGUCGAAGGCGAUUUGUUGGACUGCGUCCGUCAGAGGGCCAAUGCCAGUGGAGAAGUCUUGGACGAGUACGGACGCGUCGUGGGUGUUGUGAGGACCAUUCCAAACGUCUCACAAGCCUCGGAGGCACUUCUUCCAGGCGUCAGCUCGCCGGUCGAACAGGAGCAAUACACUCCAGAGAGGUCUCGAUCAACCGGACAGGAGCUCAACCGCCCAGCCCUGUCACUUCAGACGAGGACCGCACCGACUUCAGCGUCUCUCAAGAUGGUCGCACAGCCCCUGCGACACGCUCAACCCCAAGCCUUGCAUCCUGCGCAUCGCCAAGAAGAGGAGACUCAGAUCGCUGCUCCCGUUUCGCCGGUCGUCGCAGUGGAGCGCGAAGCACCAUCCCUCGUCCUACCUACUCCCCAUGAACCCAUAACGCCCAUCAUUCAGCUGUGUGAGCCCGAAGCCGAGCCUCAGAGCGAAUCGGCCAACUUGAUGGGCAGGACAAAAGCUCGACGUGACGCCGAAACACAGGAAGAGAAGAGAGAAGAGACUCAGCCUCAAGCACCUCCAAGGCAGGAAGUGCAGGUGCCAAGUGCAAGCAUCGAGGCCGCAAGCAAAGACUUUGCAGGUCCGUCGGAGUCACCCAAGCGUCCGGCACGAAGCGCCAGCGAGCGUAGCCUCUCGGAGCUCGGCAAGACGUACGCUCGUCCAGCAAUGAGCUCGGUGCCAGAGGACAACAUCGCCGAAGAUGUCAUCAUGCCCGCGGAAGGGCAUGCUUUCGCCUUCAGAGGCGAGAUUCCCGUCGAUGACCGUCCGCAGAGGGAAGCACGCUCCAGGUCGCCAAAUGUUGCCAUUAACCCCAAGGCAGCCCUGGCUCUCGGUCAACCGCAUAGCGCGCUGAUUACUCAGAACCCUCGCAUGAGCAUGAAGGCCCGCCGUGCCACCACACAGGUCACCGGCAGCCACGGUAAGCACCUCAUGCAUGCAUGCCUGCCAACAUGUGAUGUCACCGACUAACAUUGCGACAGAAAGCAGCCCUGGGAGAAGUGACUCCGGUGGUAGAGAGCGAGUCUCGGAAGACGGCGGGCAAUUCAGACCCGGCCACUUCCGAAGUACAUCGUUCCAGUCGGCGGGCACGUCGAUGCCUACCAAACCGCGAACGUACUUCACACACGGCGGCAAGAUCACGAUGGAUGCCAACGCGGUGCCCGUAACGCCGGCCGCGGCUGAAGCGGCGCCGAAGCCGGCUGUGGUGGAAGAUCAGAAGGUGGAAAAGAAGAAGAGUCGCAUGAGCCUUGGGUUUGGCAGAAAGACUGCCGCAAAGUGA